AUGAAGUUCUGCCUGUAUAUUAUUUUUUCUUGUUGCUUUGUGGUGACCAAAACAAUGGGAUCCGGAUCGGAUGAGGACUUGGCAAGGGCUCUAGCCCAAGUGGUGGUCAAUUCGGAGAUGGGUAGCUUGAAGACCUUGUACAUCUACACCCAUAGAAGCUCCCAGACGACUGGUGGCCAUUUGGAGGAGUUGCUCGACCAGGUGCUGAUGGCUUUGCCAUCCACUUUGCAGGCACGCAAGCUGUACAUUCAGCAAUCUAUGGAGUACAAACCAUAUGUACAUGCUGUACUGGCUUUGGUAGACAAUCUUCCGGCUCUUACGGCAAUCUACGGACGCAUUCGAGCCACCCAGGAUUUGUCGUACACCUUGAUAUACAUGUCCCUGCCCACGGAGGCGUAUGGCGAGGAGAUUCAAUUGGUCCUGCGCCUGUUGUGGCGCCUCAGUGUGCUGAAUGUGGGCGUAGUACUGCGUCCACCUGGUGGUCAGCUCAUUAUGGUCAGCUAUUUUCCUUUCAGUGCAUCCCAUGGCUGUCAGGAGAUUUUGCCCAAUGUGGUGAAUCGCUACCAAGUGGAAAUCGGACAAUGGGCUAGCCAGGAUUAUUUUCCCCCUAAGCUGGGCAACUUCUAUGGCUGUCUAUUGACCUGCGCCACCUGGGAGGAUAUGCCCUAUUUGGUUUGGCGCCGCGAUGGAAGUGAAUCUUUUGUGGGCAUCGAGGGGGCUCUGUUGCAGUUCAUGGCCGACAAUCUGAACUUCAGCGUGGGUAUCUACUGGAUGAAUAAGGAGGAGGUGCUGGCCACUUUCGAUGAGUCGGGCAGGAUUUUCGAUGAGAUCUUUGGCCACCAUGCGGACUUCUCCCUGGGCGGUUUCCACUUCAAGCCCAGUGCCGGCAGCGAGAUUCCCUAUUCCCAGUCCACCUACUACUUCAUGAGUCACAUCAUGUUGGUGACCAAUCUGCAGAGUGCCUACUCCACCUACGAGAGGCUGGCCUUUCCCUUCAGCCCACUCCUGUGGAGGGUUAUUGCCUUGGUCCUGAUCCUGGCCUGCCUGCUCCUCUUGAUGGUGCAUCGUUUGUGGCCUGGUCAUGAGUUGCCCAGGAAUCCGUACUAUGAGCUCUUUGUCCUGACAAUGGGUGGAAAUUUGGAGGAACGCUGUCUUCCACUUGGAUUUUCCGGUCGAUUGGUACUGCUCACCUGGAUGUUUGGCACCUUAGUCCUGAGGAUUGGCUACCAGUCGGGAAUGUACCAGCUGCUGCGCCAGGAUACUCAGAGGAAUCCGCCACAAACCAUAUCCGAAGUGCUGGCCCAGCGUUUCACCAUUCAGUUGGCGGAGGGCAAUGAGGCCAAUAUUAUGGCCAGUUUGCCGGAGCUGCGACCCGAGCAAUUGGUUCACCUGGAGGGCAGUGAGUUGCAAUCCUUUCCAGCUCUGGCCCAGCAAAGUGGCUGCUCCGCCCGGUUGGCCAUCCUUACGCCCUACGAGUAUUUCGGGUACUUCCGGAAGGUGCAUCCGGUGAGCAGGAGAUUGCAUUUGGUGCGGGAACGCAUCUACACCCAGCAGUUGGCCUUCUAUGUGAGGCGUCACUCGCAUCUGGUGGGUGUGUUGAACAAGCAGAUCCAACAUGCCCAUGCCCAUGGUUUCCUGGAGCACUGGACGCGCCAGUAUGUGAGUGCCGUAGAUGAGGCGGAUGAGAGUGUUUCCAGGAUUGCCUCCACUUCGUACCAGACGCUGGACGGGAUUGAAGGCGAUCCACGGCUGUCGGAGGCCGAGGAGCAGCAGGUGGCUCCCGUCCGCCAGAAUGUGCUCUCCAUGAGGGAACUGGAAGCCCUAUUUUGGCUUGUCUUCUGGGCGAAUCUGGGAGCAGUGGUGGUCUUCCUCAUGGAAUUGCUGCUGCCCAGGUUAAAAUUUGGGAAAAGGAUUACCAGAAUAUCGAUUAGGGUACCAAGGAAAACAGAUGGGAAAUAA
Drosophila suzukii is the source of this 1959-nucleotide messenger RNA. It is a transcript of the gene Ir7b, whose product is annotated as Ionotropic receptor 7b. Lineage: Eukaryota; Metazoa; Arthropoda; Insecta; Diptera; Drosophilidae. The record is from RefSeq and is a predicted model, not a curated record.